Colletotrichum fioriniae is the source of this 3534-nucleotide messenger RNA. The record is from RefSeq and is a predicted model, not a curated record. Lineage: Eukaryota; Fungi; Ascomycota; Sordariomycetes; Glomerellales; Glomerellaceae.
AUGGGCAAGCACAAGUCUUCUUUGAAGGCUUGGUGCUACAGUCUCAUGCCGCUCUUGCUCCUCACUCUUGCGGUCAAUAUCUGCCAGGCGCGUGGCAGAGACCACAAGAAGCGAGACGACCUCGCCGAAUCACUCGCCUCAGCCGCUUCCACCGACGGAACCAGCCUUUCCAUCUCCACGUCUGAACUCCAGGAAGGUCGCGUUGUCACUCGCAUCGUGACCACCUCUAUUCUCAUCACUCUUCCCUGUGGCACCUCGGAGGGUUCUUCUUCCUUCAGUUCCGACCAGAUCACCACCCCGUCCUCUUCCCACUACCCCAACACUACUACAGGUUCUGAGAGUAGCCUGAUUCAAUCCUUGAACGCUACAAUCGGCCGCUCUGCUUCCUCUUCCAGACUUACCGACUGGAACACAACUGCAGCCAAUCCUGGAUCCUCAUCGACUGCUCUGAACUGGAACUCUACGAUCGCCGGCCCAGUGGUGUCUUUGUCGUCCUCAGAUUCCUCUCUUCAGAGUCACCAGCCAACUGUCUCGGGAGCGACAUCAACUGAGACGGGAAAUCACAAUCUGCCUGCGUCCUCUACAAAACCAUCCUCCACCUUCCAGGAGAGCCAGCAUGGUAGCACAAGCGACAUUGUCCCCGCCUCUUCGCUGCAGACAUCUUUGACCGAAGGUGGUACAGCCGAGACCCCUGGUGACACCACAGGCCCUGAUCAUACCCUGGCGUCCACCAGCAGUCCCCAACCAUCUCAAUCGUCCAGCAGCAUCUCCAGCAUCUCUGUCUCUAUCGAGACUUCAAUCUCAGAUGUGACUACCGCUACAACUAUCAUCAAUGUGCCUCAGACAUCUCCCUCUGGCACUAAUCGCAAUGCCGAAACUUCAUCCAUGUCGGGAUCUGUUUCCAGUGGUGGAAGCGCUCAUGCAACGACCACUUCCGCAUCUACAACAGAGAAUGAUCAGCACUCUACCACAGUUCCCAUCGUCUCUACUGAGGAGAACCGGAAGUCAACCGAGAAGGGUGAUGGUGACGAUUCCAAGACAUCUACCAAGAAGGGCAACGAUAAUGAUCAUGACAAGAAGUCUACCAAAAAACAAGACGAUGACGACAAAUCCACCAAGGCAUCCCCGGGCAGCACCCGAGACAGCACCGUGUCCUCUACGCAACAUGUCUCUUCUACUCAGCACUCUGCUACUCCGAUCUCAACUGCUGUGCCCGGAAGCAGUGAAACAAAUGGUCCUAGUUCCACAAUCACAUCUUCUACCUCUUCGGAGACUGGAGAUCUCACAUCUUUUUACUUGACGGCCACGAUCAAGCCUCCCGAAGGUGUCGAAACUUGGACAUGGCUCACUUGGAAAUCUACCGAGGUCACCAAGACAACUACUCGUGAUGGUCAGGCGUGGCCAACAAUCUUCCCCGCGUGGUCUUGCAUCGGAGGACAGCUUCUCUGCCAUCCGAAGUGCCUCAUCCCUUUCCUCUUCUGCGAUCUCCCAGCCAUCAAUCUUCCGGGCCCGGUCGGCUUCCCUUGGGCCAAGCCGCCUCCCAAGAAGCCCAAGGGUAAGCCUCGCAAAGUCAGGAAGGACGACCCUACCGAUCCCGAGGAUCCCGAAGACGAAUCGGAGCCAUCUGAGACCCCUACUUCCUCGUCUGAAGCGUCUUGCACAGCAACCACCACCGUCUAUCCCGACUGCAACCAGGGAUGUACUGCCAGCCCUAUCAUCGAGAGCUACUGUGGCGGUGUUGACUCGAGCUGCCAAAGCUGCAAGGACAAGAGAGCAGGGCUCUCGAAACGUUCCCAAUUCGUCAAAUGGGAUCCUCAGCCAGACCCUGAGAUUCUCGGCGGACCUGAUGGACUCACAGAUUUUGCGACCUGGUCUGCGGGUAAACAAAACUGGUUUGACCGCGCUUGGAAGUACUUGGCUCACUACUGCGAUGGUCUGGAUCAUUGGAGACCUCUUGGCGAUUUUGUCGAUGGUGCAAAGAAGCUGGUUGGUUAUUCCACCAUGCAUGCCGACGUCUGGGGAGACCAGCCUAUGAUGGGAGGUACCGGACCACUCUGGGGUUGUAGCGGAAUCAUCAUCAUUACGAAGAGAGGCAUCUACACCAGUCACGUCUGGGAGGUUCCCAACUUCUGGAACCAAGGCUUCGGGGAGUACGACAUUGAUAAGGAGUUCCGAGAGGGCGUUCUCGAGUUCCUGGAGACCGGCUCAGGUGACCGACCUGGCGAUGGCGAAUUCAUUUUGCAACCGAACAGACCAAACAGACUGACGAAUCCUCCGCCGCCUAGACCUGGUAACCCGAUACCGGAUCCUGAAGACGGUACCAGAGGUCAGUUCCAGACACCCUAUCCUGGAAUUGAGCAACUCAAGGAAACGACCCCGAUCUUCGACAACAUCCCCGAGGACACUCUCCAAGUCAUUUUUAUCUACCCCCUCACUGGUGGUCAAUGGAGCAAUUCGGUACCCCCGAACUAUCCCGACUACUUGCCGCCUAGACAUCCCCAACGGCUUCAGGAAUGGAAAGACUGGGUCUCGAACCACCUUGGCUUUCCCGCGGACAAGUUCACUAAUGUGGGAUACCACAAAGGUCCUGGGUACUGGCCCAAUGCGGACGAGAAUCAUCCGAUGAACAACUAUGUCCCGCCCUAUGGCCUCAUCUGGUGGCAGUAUUAUCCAGCCCACGUCGUGGAAGUGCUCCUUGAUGGCACGAAGAUCUGCAAGCCUACCAUCAAGGUCUAUUGGGAGACCUGGCCGGUCUACGAGUUCUCCUGGUGUCCCCCGGGCACCGAGCUGAAGCGCGACGAGAAUGGGAGCGAGUCAUGCCCAAUGCCCGCCGCCCCUGCAAAGUCGUCUGCUGCGGCUUCCGGUGGCUCAGCUUCGGCUUCCGGUUCCGUUCCCGCUUCCGCGUCUGCCUCGGCCGGCUCCCCUGGUAGGCAGUCCUCCGGCCAAGCCUCGAUGUCCGGCUCCACUGGCGGUCAGUCCUCCAGUGGGGCCUCGACGUCUGGUUCUCCUGCCAGCAACUAUACUUCUCCCAAGAGCAAGGUUGUCGUCUGGGUCACCGCCACUGCCGAAGUCACCGUCACUAACGACAUCGAUGUCACCCUGACUGUCAUGCCCUCGGCCGCCGCCCCAACCUCCACGGCUGCGAUUUGGCGCAUCGUUCGCAUCACUCAGGACAUUAACUUGGGUGAUAGCAACUCGAAGCAUAUUGCCACAGUCAGUAUAGUCCAGAUUGAGGAAGGAAAGGAGGUCAACGUUGUCACGAACAGAGACAGUGAUGGCGGAGACCCUGUCAAGCUUCCUCAUGAGCUGGUCACCACUGACAACUCGGGCGGCAAGUUGACCAUCUCUUUCAAGGAUGGUGACCAGCCCUACGAGCUCAAGUCGGAGAUUGGUGGUCACACCCAAGAAUGGUUUAUGAAGCAAUGGGGCAACAAGAUCGCCAACGGUCCUUGGUGCAAGAUCAUCAAAAACACCACGGGCGAGGGCGUAGUCAAGCGGUCUGCGGAGUGUCACUACCGUGCUUUUGGCCAGUAG